CUGUCAACACGUCUGGUACAUGGGCGAUAAAACCUUUCAUAAGGCUUCGGUCUUAUUAGGGCAAGCGGAUAUCGCACCAACUAUAGUUGAAGCAGUGCAGUUUCACGGCAUAAGGAUCACAAAAAAUGACGCUUUAGUCAAAGAGGUGUCAGAGCUAUAUCGCAGCGCAACUCUCGAUGAACUUGUUCACAAUUCACAUCUGGCGGCGAAACACUUACAGGAAGUCGGUUUGAUGGAAAAUGCUAUCCCACUGAUCGACACAACGCCUUCCAGUAAUGGCUACAUUGUCAAUUUUGUGGUGAAAGAGCCUAAGGCAAGCUGCCAUCUUUUCCGUCAGCUUCUGGCGUUCACCUUAGGCUUGAAAGCUGGCAUCAGCACAAAUGGUGACGCUGACAUGUCACUGAAUGCUGGAAAACAAAGCGUUUGCGGUCGUGGUGAAGCUGUCAACACCAGUUACACCUAUACGGUCAAGGGAGAUCAUAGCUUCAAUAUUGCAUUCUCAAAACCUUUCCUAGGCUGGCAGAAAUAUUCCAAUGCAAGUACGUUCUACGAAGUGAACCUAAUUAGCACUCAAUCUUGUUUUAGAGCGAUUUCUUAUCUGCCUUGGAAUCAUUCUAACUGUGAGGAAAAUGCAAUUAUACUUGGAUAUAAUGGCCAGAUCACUAGGUGGAUCCUUCAUCAAAUAAAGUUCAACACUAUGUGGCGAACGCUGCGUGCUACUGAGGAUUCGGCAUUUUCGGUUCGUGAACAUGCCGGUCACACAAUGAAGUUCUCUGUGGAAAACGCAUUAGCCUUUGAUACCAGAGAUAGACCAAUUUUAGCUUCUAAGGGAAUAUUGGCGCGAGUAACGCAAGAGUAUGCUGGUCCAUUUGGCGAUUCUUCAUACAUUAGGCAUCAACUUGAUUUACAGACUGCAGUUUACUAUAGAAACGCAGCGUUGUCUACUGCAGAAGCUCAACUCUGCAAAUUCGCCAAAUUUUCGUGUUCCCCUUUGAUUUUGGAUGAGUCCAAUCCUUCAGCGGUAAGAAGGAAAAGGAAAGUGAAAAACUUAUGAAG
Cylicostephanus goldi is the source of this 1056-nucleotide messenger RNA. Lineage: Eukaryota; Metazoa; Nematoda; Chromadorea; Rhabditida; Strongylidae. The record is from the annotation of a GenBank genome assembly.